Molecule: messenger RNA, 1095 nt
Organism: Penicillium cataractarum
Lineage: Eukaryota; Fungi; Ascomycota; Eurotiomycetes; Eurotiales; Aspergillaceae
Exons: 3
Coding region: 1-1095 (364 amino acids)
Biological process (GO): rRNA processing; ribosomal large subunit assembly
Cellular component (GO): nucleus
Molecular function (GO): nucleic acid binding; exonuclease activity
Source: RefSeq, a predicted model, not a curated record
AUGGUGCCAAAAUUAUCCCGUCAGCCCGGGAUUGUGACAAAUGGUAUCAAUCUCAUUGCCAUCCGGGACACUCCACAGGAGCGCGCCGAUCUCAACUCCUUCGUUCUUGACUGGGACCAGAGAAAGAAGCAAGGAAUCCGCUCAAGCGACUUUAAGCGAAUCACUUCCGAGAGUAUCAAGAUCAUUUUCGACCAGGAAGGAGAGAGGUACGAGAUUGAUGAGGCCGCAGAAGAAAGGUCCAUGCUCGGUAAAAAACACCGUAUCGGGCGGCAAAUGGCUUUUCGCACUCAGAUAGCGGAGGAUCUGGAAUGGGCCCUACUCGCUCGCCAGCGCCUAGCCUUCAUGGAAAGAACCAAAGUUGAUAACAAAGAGACAAACAAGGAGGAGGAUCUUAUGGAAUCUCCCAGUGCGGUUGCAAAGUACUACUUAUGCCCACACUACGUUGUUCCUGACCCGGAGUCUUCCUUCGACUACUCUGAGUUUACCGCCUCUGAUGAGCCGAUUUGGCACAGGCCAGGGCCCGCUGGUACAACUCGUCAUUUCCAGUCUCGGAUUAAGCUCAGAAUGGAGACCGGCGAUGCCGGCUGGUAUGAUGCUGAGCUUACAGAAGCAGAAUAUCAGGAGUAUCUCCGGGGCCGAGGACAACGCCUCCCAGGGAUAUGGAGAACGGGUCCAUGCAACAUUCACCCGCGAGGACUCAGGGAAGGGAAAUACGCCUGCUGUGGCCUAGGGAAGCUGAGCACUGGCUGCACUCUAGCCCCUGAGCAUAAAAAUGCUCAAACACUUCAGGAGUUGGAGAAAAAGUAUAAGCUCUUCGAGACUCCUUUCGAUUGCCCGCAACCCCGAGAAUGCGUUGUCCUCGACUGUGAGAUGGGUGUCGCCAGUACAGGCGAAUCAGAGCUUGUCCGAGUGACCGCGGUGGACUAUUUCAGUGGCCAAACCUUGAUAGAUGCCCUGGUUUUCCCCACAGCAAGGCUUCUUCACCCGAAUACAAGAUAUCCGGGUGUGACCUGGCAGAUGAUGCAUGAGGCUAAGCGAGCACGCCGGGCAAUUCUGGGGCGAGACGCUGCUAGACGUCGAUACCCAGGAUUGUGA